This is a messenger RNA of Cervus elaphus (red deer), 1941 nucleotides long. It is a transcript of the gene REXO4, whose product is annotated as REX4 homolog, 3'-5' exonuclease. The record is from RefSeq and is a predicted model, not a curated record. NCBI's taxonomy places the organism in Eukaryota, Metazoa, Chordata, Mammalia, Artiodactyla, Cervidae. Gene Ontology annotation, molecular function: 3'-5' exonuclease activity; nucleic acid binding. The transcript has 8 exons. The coding region runs from base 82 to 1314 and encodes 410 amino acids. Gene Ontology annotation, cellular component: nucleus. Gene Ontology annotation, biological process: DNA catabolic process; rRNA processing.
CAAACCGGCGCCCACGUGAGGGGGACGCGUGCCUGGCGGCUUCCGGGGUCCGGGCGGGCAGAACCGGGUUCGGGGACCGGGAUGGUGAAAGCGCGGCGGCCGGCCGCCGCGCGUGCCCCGCGUGCCCCAGCGCCUGAGGCCGGGCCCGUCAGGAAGCCGAAGCGGAAGAAAAGAGUCUGGAGGAACAAAGCGGGAGAAGCCGGCGGGACGCCGGGGAACGACCCCUUAGUGGUCGCGGUGCGGCCCCCAAAGGCCCCGGAGGACUUUUCCCCAAACUGGAAGGCGCUGCAGGAGCUGCUGAAACAAAGAUCACAGACCCCACAAGAGCCUCUACUUCACUCUCAAACGGAUUCCAAAAAGCAGCCCCAGCGUGUCCAACAGAAUAGAAACUGGAUUUCAGAUAAAGCAAAGAGAGAUGCGAUGGGGAUGGAAAACACAGACCCCGAGGCCAAAGGGUCCUCCGGGCCCUUGGGGUUGCUGAUGAGCAGGAAGAUACCGGCGCAGCCUAAGGAGAAAGGGGCCAGCAAAAGGACCAGUGGUGACGUGUCUCCACAGCAAGGCAGCAUCAAACAGAAGAAGCGGAAAGCUAGGGAGCCGACUGCCCCCUUGCCUCCAGCCCCGCCCACCGAAGACGACAUCUGGUUCGACGAUGUUGAUCCAGCAGACAUCGAAGCGGCCAUCGGCCCAGAGGCAGCCAGCAUAGCGAGGAAGCAGCUGGGUCAGGGCGAGAGCAGUGUCACGCUGGUGAAGGAGCGGGCCUUCGGCGGGCUGACUAAAGCCUUAGCCAUGGACUGCGAGAUGGUGGGCGUGGGCCCCAAGGGGGAGGAGAGCAUCGUGGCCCGCGUGUCCCUGGUGAACCAGCACGGCAGGUGCGUGUACGACAAGCACGUGAAGCCAACCCAGCCAGUGACCGACUACAGGACCGCGGUCAGCGGGGUCCGCCCCGCGGACCUGGCGCAGGGAGAAGAGUUUGAAGUUGUUCAGAGGGAAGUCGCGGACCUGCUCAAGGGCCGGAUUCUGGUCGGACACGCGCUACACAAUGACCUCAAGGCACUGUUUCUGGGCCACCCGAAGAGGAAGAUCCGGGACACUCAGAAGUAUAAGCCUUUCAGGACCCAAGUGAAGAGCGGACGGCCAUCUCUGAAGCUGCUUGCAGAGAGAAUCCUGGGGAUUCAGGUGCAGCAGGCGGAGCACUGUUCGGUCCAGGACGCGCAGGCGGCAAUGAGGCUGUACGUCCUGGUGAAGAGGGACUGGGAGAGCCUCUCUGGGGACAGGCGGCCCCCCGCCCCCGAGGCCGGCAGCCAGGACGCCUAGCAGGACCACGCCCGGAGCCACCCUCGCGCCUGCGGGAGCUGCGACCACGCCAGACGACGGAUGGAGCUCCUAGAGCCGGGGGCAGUUUUCAGAGACAGGCGCGUAGCAUGCAUGCCGCUGAGCUGGCUGUGGCGUCCGAGCCUCUCCUGCACAAGGGGCCAGGCGGCUGUCCCUGGGGCUCUUCGUCACCUGUCUCUGAGGGGGGCCUUUCCCCUCGCUGCUGAGGCAACGGAAAGAAAGGGACUCCGCAGACUCGCGCAUGGACCGCACAGUUGCCCCGGCGCAGCCUCGUUGAGGGGUUUUCUCUGCCACCCGGACACUUGGGGGGAUCUGAGGUUGGGGUUCCACUCACCCCACCUGUGCACGCCCGCUAUGUUUAAAUUCCAGGUUAGAGCCCGCAGCAGGCAGGGGGGCUCGGGCUGCCCAGCGCAGUUUUCCGGGAGGUGGGUGCCCCCCGACCCGGACAGACGUGUGAGCGUAGGCGCCUGCAGCGCUCCGCCCGGCCCGGGCGCGGGCUCGCUGAGGGGAGCGUGCGGCGCCCCAGGCUGUGCCGAGCCCCCGCCGGCCGUGGGGAAAGUCCAAAGCUACCACGAAGGUUGUGUGACAUAAACGCAUGUUUUUACUUGA